CAAAAGCCUUUGCUUUCUUUGGUCCCAGAUAGGCUUCAAUGGGGCCUAGAGAAGGCCUCAAAUGCUUCUUAGCGUCUCGUGGUCUCCUAGCAACCGCGAGCUAGGAAUCAUGUCCAUGACAUUGGCAGUCGAAGGUCACUUCCGGCGGAACAGGCCCUAGAACGCCAGACUCUGAGGGCGGGGGCGAGUUCAGGGGUCUGGAACUCGUUUUAUCUCACUGGGUUGUACCAUUUUUCGCAGUUGGUGGGGGAGGCUGAGGAGGGAAAAGAGAGAGAAGGAGGAGGCGUAGAGAGGAAGGAAGGGUAUUAAGAAAGAAAGAAAAUUAAAAUGAUAUAGGAAUAUGUGACAAAAUGGUGGCGAGGGGCUCACAAGGGGGAUAAAUAGCCCCCUCAGCUCCCCCUCUCCUUUCCAGAAAGAUGGUUCAGUCCUAACAAGAUGGCGCUGGGAGGAGAGCAGCCUGAGUGUGGCAGGGUCCCUAUAAAGGCAGGCGUUUCUCUGUUGUGCAUAACUUUUCAGACCGCGACCGGAUUCCAGAAUGAAUCAGAACUCAAUCGAGCCUCCAGUAUCAGUUGAGACGUUGGCCGACGUACCUGAGCAUGUGCUGAAAGGACUUCCUGAGGAAGUGAGGCUUCUUCCAUCUGCUGUUGACAAGACACGGCUUGGUGUCUGGGCAACAAAGCCCAUUUUCAGAGGCAGAAAGUUUGGACCGUUUGUCGGUGACAAGAAGAAAAGGUCCCAAGUGAAGAGCAAUGUGUACAUGUGGGAGGUUUACUACCCAAACCUGGGAUGGAUGUGUGUUGAUGCCACAGACCCGGCGAAGGGGAACUGGCUCCGCUAUGUGAACUGGGCGCGUUCGGGAAAGGAGCAGAAUCUCUUCCCCUUGGAAAUCAACAGAACCAUUUACUACAAAACCUUAAAGCCGAUUGAGCCGGGCGAAGAGCUCCUGGUCUGGUACAAUGGGGAAGACAACCCAGCCAUAGCCGCUGCCAUCGAGGAAGAGAGGGCCAGCAACCGCAGCAAAAGGAACUCCCCCAAAGCCAAGAAAGGGAAGAAAAAAUCCCAGGAGGCCAAAAGCAAAGGAAAGAAGGCAACAGAUAAAAAGCAGGAGACUGUUCUGGAUUUAACUCUUGUCGACAUGAGGGAGCCCAAUGAAGGCCACAAAGAGGAGGAGGACACACCUUCUGUUUCAGCCGUGUUGUCACUGGAACAGACAGCUGUCAUACAAGAAAUGGUGAAUCAAGAUGCACUUCCAGGUUUGGUGACAUCCAGUCCAGCCAGCGAGCCACAUGCGUCGCCCGCGAACAAACCCAAUCCAGUAACAUGUGAAUUGGAUGUUGCAAGGGAGCAGGAAGAAGAGUCCGAGGAUGGCGAGGAUUCUGAAGAUGAUAUGGAGGAUGAAGAGGAGGAGGAGGAAGAGGGAGAGCCUGAGGAAGAGGAAGAAGACGUUGAGGUACCUACAGAAAGUCCUAACAUUGACCCUCUCUCCAUAUGUGAAGACAAGCUGGACUUUGUGGAAGAUCUGAGCAGCAUGUCUGAAGAUUCCCCUGAGAGCUCUCCCAAGAAGAGGCCUGGGGCGAAGUUUCCUAAAGCGAGAGGCGAGGCCAACAGCGUCCACCGAACGUUCAUGUUUCCCUGUCAGCACUGUGAAAGGAAAUUCACCACAAAGCAAGGCCUCGAACGCCACAUGCACAUCCACAUUUCCGCUAUCAGCCAUGCUUUCAAAUGCCGCUACUGCGGCAAAGCCUUCGGAACGCAGAUUAACCGAAGGAGGCAUGAGCGGCGGCACGAGGCCGGGCCAAAACGGAAGCCAUUCACAACUGUGGCUUCAGCCCAGACGGCUGAGGGAGACGCCUCCAACCCAAGGACUGCUGAGGAUGGUGCGAAAGAAGAAACGAACGCCAGGCCAAACUUGACACCCACCGAGCCUGAUAAGCUUCCUGCAGAAAUGCAGAACCCUGUUCCCACAGAGGAGAGCAAGGAGACCAAAGAGCUUCACCCUUGCAACUACUGCAGGAAGGUUUUUGGAACUCACACCAACAUGCGGAGGCAUCAGCGAAGGGUUCAUGAGCGCCAUCUCAUCCCCAAAGGUGUCAGGAGAAAAGCCGAAGAGCCACAGCCCCCGGUUGAGCAGACCCCAGAAGCCUCCAACGUAUAUGUAGCGAGCUCAGACCUAGAGGAAGAGGCCGAGGGCGACGACGUGUACAUCAUGGACGUCUCCAGCAACAUAUCUGAAAACCUCAACUAUUACAUCGAUGGCAAGAUUCAGUCCAACAGUAGCACAAGCAAUUGCGAUGUCAUUGAGGUGGAAUCUAGUUCAACUGAACUCUACGGCAUAAACUGUUUGCUAAGCCCUGUCACAGUGGAGAUAGCCCCAAAUAUAAAGGCGACCCCAGUGCAGCUAACGGAAGUAGCGAAAGAGUCGCCGCUCAGUGGAAGCGCCGAACUCAAGAAGAGAAGAACGACAAGCCCUCUUCUCCUACCGAAGAUAAAAACCGAAUUGGAUCUGGAACCAAUCACGUCCUUGUGCUCCUUGACUAUUCCUCUCACGAUAUCUACGGCUGAGAGCUUGCCUUUCCCCAAAGAAAAAAGUAUUUAUUUAUCUUCAAAACUGAAGCAACUUCUGCAGACCCAGGAUGGUAAUAAAGUGGUGCCGUCUCCUCCGCUGCCAUCGACGGAAAUGCCCAAGCUGGGGCAUCCUGCUGGAACUUCUCCUCUUCUGCCCACAGCCUCCAGCAGGUUCAAAAGGAGAACCAGUUCCCCUCCCAGUUCACCCCAGCACAGUCCAGCCCUUCGAGACUUUGGCAAAGGAGGCGAAGGGAAACCCGUUUGGAACGAUGCAGGCCUAGGCUCAAAAAUUCCCAAACUGGAGAGUCACAGUAACUCGCCCGCAUGGAGCUUGUCUGGAAGAGAGGAAAAAGAGACCAUGAGCCCUCUUUGUUUAGAAGAGUACAAAACCUCAAAGGACUGGGCACCAAGCCCUCCGUUUGGUAAUGUGUGCAACCAGCAGCCCCUGGACUUAUCCAGUAGCAUGAAGCAACGGACCAAUGGCAAGAACCAGGGCCAAGUCUCCUGGGAGUCAGUGUUAGAUCUCAGCGUCCAUAAAAAGCCAUGCAAUGAUACAGAAGCCAAGGAGAGUAACGUGGCCCUGCCGUCGUGUAGCAGUGUCAAGAAGAAGCCAACAACUUCCAUGUUACAGAAAGUUUUGCUCAAUGAAUACAACGGGACUGAGCCAGUAUCAGAAAACCCAAUACCUGAAACCAUAAACUUGUGCCCAUUAGCAGAAACUCAUCUGGAGCCGGAGGCUGAUGCUGGUUUGCUUGUACCAGUUCUCGAGUCAGGUUCCCCAAAGCCCUCUACCGAUAUGCCUUUACCUCCAGCAUCUAUUGUCCCUUCAUGCCAGGUGCCACCUCUCCUUACUCCAACAAACUCUCCUUCCCCGCCACCUUGUCCACCUAUGUUAAAGGUUCCUACACCGCCACCACCUCUGCUUCCAACUGUCCAUUCUCCGCUCCCAGAAGAACCUAUCAGCAUCACUCCAAAUUCAUGCCCAUCUCCUUUGUCAAAUACCACCGCUCAGUCCCCUCUUCCAAUCCUUUCUCCUACAAUUUCAGCAUCUCCCAUUCCUUCUGUAGAACCUCUUAGUUGUGCUUCGCCGGGGCCUCCGACUCUCUCCUCGUCCUCCUCGUCUUCUUCCUUUUCUUCCUCCUCUUCGUCAUCUUCGUCCUCAUCGCCUUCCCCUCCUCCUCUCUCUGUAGUGUCUUCAGUCCUUUCCCCUGGAGAUAACCUAGAAAAUUCAGUUCCCAUAAUGUCUUUCAAGCAAGAAGAGGUGGAGAAUGAGCAUCAGAAGCUAAGGGAAGACCAGCACCACCUGAACGAAGCUGAUCCCGUUCUAGAAACAUUCAACAAGAGCUUUGUGUGCAACGUAUGUGAAUCGCCUUUCCUUUCCAUUAAAGAUCUCACCAAACACUUACUGGUUCAUGCCGAGGAAUGGCCCUUCAAAUGUGAAUUCUGUGUCCAGCUCUUUCGGGAGAAAACCGACUUGUCAGAACACCGCUUCUUGCUCCACGGGGUUGGAAACAUUUUCGUGUGCUCUGUCUGCAAAAAAGAAUUUGCUUUUCUAUGCAAUUUGCAGCAGCAUCAACGAGAUCUUCACCCUGACAAAGAAUGCACUCAUCAUGAGUUUGAAAGCGGGACGCUGCGGCCGCAGAACUUUACAGACCCCAGUAAAGCAAAUGUCGAACACAUGCAAAGCCUCCCUGACAUUUCUUCUGAACCUCCAAAAGAGGAGGAAGAAGAUGAGGAACUGAAUGAUUCUUCUGAAGAACUUUAUACAACUAUCAAAAUAAUGGCGUCCGGGGUCAAGUCACGGAACCCAGACGUCCGUAUGGGCCUCAACCAGCACUACCCAAGUUUUAAACCCCCUCCGUUCCAGUAUCACCACCGUAACCCAAAUGGGAUUGGAGUCACUGCCACCAAUUUCACUACUCACAAUAUCCCGCAGACUUUCACCACCGCCAUCCGCUGCACCAAGUGCGGGAAGAGUGUCGACAACAUGCCUGAGUUGCACAAACAUAUCUUGGCCUGCGCAUCCGCCAGUGACAAAAAGCGAUACACACCAAAAAAGAACCCUGUGCCGCUCAAGCAGACCGUCCGCCCAAAAAACGGCAUCGUUCUCCCAAGCCCUGCUGGCAAUGCGUUCAGACGCAUGGGCCAGCCCAAAAGACUCAGCUUCAAUGUCGAGGUGAGCAGGAUGUCCUCCAGCAAACUCAAACUCAGUGCGCUGAAGAAGAAAAACCAGCUUGUCCAGAAAGCCAUCUUGCAAAAGAAGAAAUCCCAGCAGAAGGCAGAGCUGAAAAACAACGCGGUGGAGCCCAGCUCUCACAUCUGUCCCUACUGCAACCGGGAGUUCACCUACAUCGGAAGCUUGAACAAACACGCUUCUUACAGCUGUCCCAAAAAGCCCCUUUCCCCUUCCUCGAAAAAGAAAGCUAGAAAGAAAAGCGGGAAAGGGCCCUCUUCCAGCAGCGAGAAAAGCGGCAACCAGCGCCGACGGACAGCAGACGCCGAGAUCAAAAUGCAAAGCACCCAGGCUCACUUGGGAAAGACUCGUGCCCGAAGCUCUGGGCCCUUACCCAUCCAGCUGCCAUCUGCCUCUUUCAAAAUCAAGCAAAACAUCAAAUUGGUCCCGGCUGUUAAAUCCAAAAAGUCCGGCACCCCAUCAGCAGCAAAGAACGCCAGUUCUGUAAGGGUGACCAAAAUGGUAUCAGCCGAGGGCAAGAAACCGAAAGGGCUAGCCAAGAACAGCCCCUCGGGACACCCGAGCAAAGGCCCCUGCAAGUUGCACGUCCGGAUACAGAGGAACAAAGUGGCUUUGACCAGCAAGGGGGCUGUGGCGAGUAAAAAAAAGCGCGACCGGUUCAGCGCAAAGUCGAGGAAGAGGGUUGGAGGCCCCGUCACCCGGAGCUUGCAGCAGGCCUCUGGUCCAGAGGGAGCCGAGAACAAGAAGGAAGAAGCCAGCGCAAGGCAAGAGCCAAAAGAUUUCAGGAGCUUGCUCUGAUGAACUGACCGGCGAGAGAGCCUCCCAAUCAUAUAUGAAAUUUCUCAACUGACCGGCUUGAGACGUCUCACUCUUCGCUUGACCAGGAUGAGCCCAAAAGCCAAAUCCUCCAAGCUCAGAAGACCAAGCCAAGGCCAGACGCAGCGGACCACUGAAGAUGGCGGACUCCUUGCCACUGCGCUGGCCUCGGAGCUGGAUUUGAUAUGCGCCAAAAGGAGUCGGAAAAAGAAAGGUGGGCACUCGGCCGCUCCUGCCCCCAUCCUAUUUGAUGUUUUCAUUUUCAAAGGAUCAAACUCAACCGGAGCAAAGCCUGCUGCGGAGUCUCCGGUGUGCGCCUCCCCUUGCUUUCUCACCUGACGGAAAAGCGUUGCGCCGGAACAUAGGCAAAAGAGGCCCUCCGCAUUAUUCUGGGGCGAAAGAAACCUUAACUGCACUUAAAAACACAUUGGUCGUAUAUCACACUUUCUCUCUCAGAUGCUGUGGAAAGACUGAUCCACGCACCUCUCGGUCCUUUUGCGUUGGGGAUGGAAAUGUGAACGCAGGUUUGGAAGUUAGCGUAUUUUCCGCCUCUCAACCGUCUUGUUUAUAUUUUGGGAGUUGGGGAGGAGAAGUUUUGGAAAGAGGAGGACGCUUUGACCCUUCUGGCGUCUGCGUUUCCUAAAGCGGUUGCCGAGUCUCUCCACAAAUUUAUUGCGAAAUGAACUGUUCAUCCUAUAAAACUGUAUAGCACAGACAAAUAACACAGACGGAGUUACUGUUCAUCGGUUGACGUAUCUAACAGCAAGAGCUACCCAUUUUUAUUUCUCCAACUUGUAAAGCAAGAUGAUGAUGAUAAUGAUUAUUAUUGUAAUUAUUAUUCACCUGAAACUGUAUUUUCCUUUUUUCCACAUACACACAUCUUGGAGGAACUAGCUUUUUCACACACGCAUUUUCAUUUCAUCGGCGCACCCCGUUUUUUAAAACGGCAACGAGACCCGACUUUACUUUGUUCUUGACUUUUUUUAAAAAAAGAAAAAGUGAUCUACCUCUUAAAAUUUGUAGUUUUAAUAUUGUUUGGUGACUUUGUGCCACUUUCGCCGCCUUCUUCUUUCACUAUCAUUCCCGUUUUAUUGUGUUACGUGUUGUUGUUACCAUUCUUUUCCUCCCCUCCUUCCCCCGGUUUACGGGGACUUGUGCGUCAAACCGGUGUAUAUAUACAGCAUUUGUAGCAAGUUUGGAAAAAAUAAAAUAUUUAAAAUUAUUUAAAUGGUUUCCCCGGAGACUUCAGUCGCACAAUGUGCGAUUUGCAUUCGGCAUCGAUUUUUGUUUGUCGGUGGGAAGGAGGGGAAGGCGUUAAUCCGGAGAUCGUUCCUGUAACAAAUUUUGCUGUUCUGUAGUUUCUUCUUCUCUUUUUUUGUUGGAGAGUGAUAUAAAGGCUAUUCUACUGAAAACAUUAAAAAUUUCCAAUUUGCCAUACAAAAAAAAA
Messenger RNA from Sceloporus undulatus (fence lizard), 7022 nucleotides. It is a transcript of the gene PRDM2, whose product is annotated as PR/SET domain 2. The transcript is spliced from 9 exons. Gene Ontology annotation, biological process: regulation of transcription by RNA polymerase II. The coding region runs from base 536 to 5557 and encodes 1673 amino acids. Gene Ontology annotation, cellular component: nucleus. Gene Ontology annotation, molecular function: RNA polymerase II transcription regulatory region sequence-specific DNA binding; DNA-binding transcription factor activity, RNA polymerase II-specific; histone methyltransferase activity. Lineage: Eukaryota; Metazoa; Chordata; Lepidosauria; Squamata; Phrynosomatidae. The record is from RefSeq and is a predicted model, not a curated record.